Prunus armeniaca (apricot) is the source of this 711-nucleotide messenger RNA. The record is from the annotation of a GenBank genome assembly. NCBI's taxonomy places the organism in Eukaryota, Viridiplantae, Streptophyta, Magnoliopsida, Rosales, Rosaceae.
AUGGUUGUUGAAGAUUGCAUUGAGUCUACUGAGGUUACACUUCUGGCCGUAUUUCCAGCUGUUUCGGUUCUUAGGGCUCUUAAGAUUUGCCAAUCACUUCAUGCUUACGGUGAGAAGAGAGGAUUUAAUGCAUCUGACAUACGUGUCACCAAUUCCCUUUUGGAUUCUUAUGCAAAAUGUGGCUGCAUAGAGAGUGCAUUGAGAUUAUAUGAGGAGAUAUCUGUUGAGAGAAAGAAUUUGGUGUCAUGGACAUCUAUAAUCUCUGGGUUUGAAAAGCGUGGGAUGGGGAAACAAGCCGAGUAUUUUAAUAGUAUGGAGCAAGUUGGUCUCAGACCAAAUCGAGUGACGCUCUUGAGUAUUUUCGAUGCUUGGAGAGGAUUAAUUGAUGAGGGGCUGAACUUCUUUGGGAAGAUGGUCAACGAGUAUGAAAUUGCACUAGAUAUCAAGCACUAUGGGUGCUUAAUAGAUAUGCUAGGGAGGGCAGGGAGAUUAGAAGAAGCAGAAAAUAUGGCUUUGGAGGUUCCUUCCAAUAUCGUUAACGUUGUGAUCUGGAGGACCCUGUUGGGUGCUUGUAGCUUUCAUGGUAAUGUGGAAAUGGGUGAGAGGGUGACAAAGAAGAUACUGGAGAUGGAGAGAGGAUAUGGAGGGGACUACGUGCUUAUGUCCAACAUCUUUGCUGGGGUGGAAGGUGCAGUGAUGCCGAGAGAAUGA